Monosiga brevicollis MX1 is the source of this 6339-nucleotide messenger RNA. RefSeq lists its product as uncharacterized. The coding region runs from base 1 to 6339 and encodes 2112 amino acids. The record is from RefSeq and is a predicted model, not a curated record. The transcript has 23 exons. NCBI's taxonomy places the organism in Eukaryota, Choanoflagellata, Craspedida, Salpingoecidae.
AUGUUGAACGUUUACGUGAGAAGCUCUGCAUCGAGCAGGAGAUCCCCCUGCGCCUGCAAGCUCCUUGGUUGCAAAACAAUGCCGACCAUCAUCAACAAACGGCAACAACAGGCAGCCCUUCAACAGCAGCAGCUGCAACAACAACAACAGCAGCAGCAGCAGUUGCUGCAGCAGAGCCCUCAGCAUCGGCCCAGCGCUAUCGGCGGUGUUCCCAGCACACCCCUUCAAGCCGUGCACCCGCAACGAGGUCUUUAUGCAACACCUACUCCUGCUAUGCAGCCUCAGGCCAAGAGGUCGUCCGCUGCACGCGAUGGGCAUGCCCGACCGCGGCCCAAGCGCAAGGCACCCGUGGACCCGCGCACCGAGCUGGCCAUUCUCAAGCGAGAGGCUGAGCUCUUGGCCCGAGCACAGGAGCUCAAACUUCAGGGCUUUUGGUCCGCCAAGCCCCUGGCUCGCGUUGCUGAGCCGCCGCGCCAAAAGGUGCACCACGACUACCUAUUGGAGGAAAUGCGCUGGCUGGCCAAUGACUACUUUCAAGAGCGUCGCUGGAAGCUGGUAGCGGCAAAGCAGCUGGCCGAAGAGGCAGUCUUGGAGUGGCGAGCCCGUCAGCAACGUCAAUCCGCCGCGCUGGCUACCAUGGGAGGCUCACGUCGAACCGCUGCGCUUGUAUCACGAGCCGUUGCCGGCUUCUGGUCCACUUGCGUUGCAGAGAUUGCUGCCGAAGCCGCCAGUGCCAGCCCCUUGGUGCACGGUUUUGGUCACUCAUCCUCAAGCACUGGCUCCUUUCCAGCGCUGGCCACGAGCGCCGACGCGGGGUCAGACUCUAGCACCUGGAUCAAACCAACCCAGGCCGGCACUGGCGGGCGAGCACAGCGCCCACCACGAGCCGGCAGCAGCGCAAGCCCACCCAGUAGCGCUCGAAGCACCGAACUCGGAGUUGUCAACUCAUCAGCACAAGCUACAGGUUCCACAAGCGCUGCUGCCGCUGCUGGCAGCAGCAACAAUACCGUCGUUCCCGGCGCCUCGUCAGCGUCUGCUCCUGAUGAAGAUCCUCUUUUCAACCCCGACGACCCUACACUUGGAGCUUCACCCUCAGACGCUGACCCAGCUGCCGAAGCCGAAGAGCCAGAGGAUUCAGAUGAAGAGGCCUCGGACAAUGGCGUGGAGGCUUGGUCCUGUGACAUGGCUGAGGUGGUCGAGGAAGUGACACAGCUGGCCAAAGACGCCAACAGCCGACCUUUACAUCUCCUGGACAUGCCACGGGCUGAGCUGUACCAGCUUGUUGAGGGUAGUUUGGCAGAAGGCCCUGAUGAACCCAAGAGUCGAGUCUCACGCUCGCGGCGGACACGCGCCCGCCGCGAGUCUGCAGAUGAGCCUGAUGAGCCCGAGCCACACAACGACCAAGGCUGGACUGACCUUUUCGCAGGUGCUCCGACAACGGCUCGCUACUGUCGCACGCUCAGCGAUCUGCAAUCGCUGGCCCAGCGCGUGGCCAGUUUGGACGACAGUGCCGCUGAAAACGCCGUCAAUGCCAUUCCAGAAACAAAAGACGAAGCAAAUGUCGCCGCCACCACAACGCCAGUGACUGGUUCUCAGCCAACUCCGACAGCAGCCUUGCCCGGAUCCAAUGAGCCUUCUGGCGGGACUCAUGAUAUCUCCACUCGCUCCAGCUCCACCACCGCGCCCGUUGUGACAGAUCUCAGCAGCUCGCUUCCAGAACAUGGUCAAACUGCGACCCGACGCCUUGCCGGCAUGCUUCGCGCCACGGGCGCCGCCAUUUGCGCCGAUUCUAACAGCCUGGAUCCCGAACUGGAGGUUGCGGCUGUUGUCGGCAGCAUGAUGGCACGGGGCCAGGUCAAGCGUGCGACAGUAGUCUGUCAGCCAAGCGCCAUGCACGUGUGGCGGGCUGCCUUUGAGCAAAUGGCCGUGCACGUGGCUCCUGCGGGGCGCCCAGCAAACGCUGCCAUGCCUGUGGACGUUUUGGCGUUUGGUGCUAGCGCCCGUGGUGGCACUGCUGCCGAGCAUCUGCUCAUUGUCAGCCUGGCCGGUGUGGAGGUCUUGCGUCCCGAACAUGUCCAACUGCUGGCAUGGACCUCUGCCUUUCGGCUCAUUCAAACCCCGGCCCCGCUACCCGAAUCACUUGACCUGCUUUGGUUUAUGGUCCACCUCUUGUUUCCGUGUCUCUACCCCACUUAUGCCCCGAGCCUGGAGUGUCUGGGGAAAGAUGGCUCAACCCCCGGUUCUACAAACUACACUCUCCCUGGGGCUCAAAGCGACGAUGGAGAGGCCUCGGAGGCUGGUGAUCGAGCAGCCCAAGUGCAAACGAAGAUUGAGCGCCUUCAACAGUUGUUGGAGCCGUGGUUGCUACGCCGGCUGCUCGAGGAUCUUCCAGACUCGAUGACGAGCAUUCCAAUGCACUUUGAGGCUGUGCCCAGGGAUAGCCGCGCGCACGCGGCAACAAAGCACGCCAUGCUGCACAAACCCAAGACUCGCGGUCCUCGAGAUGUGUGGCGGCACUUGGCGCAAUCACUCAUUUGCCUUGACGAACCUGAGCUACCCGCCGGGCCUCAUCACAUGUGGUUUUCUUGCGAAUUGGACCUGCCCCGCUGUUGCUUCCUCGACUGGCGUCCUAAUACUGCCGCUGGGCUCUCAAUCUUACACGCAGAACUAAGCGAUGCGCGCAGCAACCGUCAGCCUCAGCCGCGCCAGCGUUGGCGAGCAGAGCUCAACCCGCUUACCUUGGAAGGCGGGACGAGCGGAUUGGCUGCUCAACCGCGGAUCAAUUCUGUCGAUGCCCUUAUCGGCCGCGCCGUGCGCCAGCUGGUUCACAUUGAGGCACCAUCACCGGGGCAUCAGCUCAUCGUACCCUUACCAGACAUGAAUACUCUUAAUGCCUUUGUGCCAGCCGUGGCUGCCAUGCCGGUUUUAGUGCCUGGCGAUCUGCCCCCGACAAUCGGCUUGCUCGAUCGCCUCACGUUGCCUUCGCAGCCAUCCAUCCCAGCAAAGGUCGGAGCCCGGGCGCGCCACGUGACCGCCUGGGUCACGACGCGCCAUCGUAGCCAGGCCAUCUUGCUCAUCUUUCCCAACCCUUUUAUCGAGAGUUCGACGAAACGUGCCCUGCUGAAGAAGGGCCUUCGCUAUAUUGAUGUGCAACCCGGACCCAAGCCCAUGGUCGCCGGAAAACACGGCUCUGCCACCAUGGCUGAAUCAAAUGCAGGCGGUGCUUGCUGGCCCAAUUUUGUCGCCUCGCUGGAGGAACAAGGUACUUCUGCUUUCUUCUCUUGGGGCAUUGCUGAGCUUUGCUCUCAUCUCGUCGGACACUCGGCCCAACCGGUGCAUGCCUUUUACAUGGCGGGUACUUUGGAGGAGGCGUUGACCAGCACCAGCAUGGGAUCUAUGGGCAUUCAAAUGGGCUCCUUCAAGCAGACCGAGUUUCAGCACUGCUACGGCAGCAAGCCCCUGAAUGGCGUGGUCAACCAGGACGCCGGCACCUGCGAUGAGCUCGUAGCUGGCGCACUCAGAGAUCAACUUGCUGCGCUUGAUGGCGCUCAUCUUUUGUCGCGCAGAUCGGUCUGGAUCAAGGAGGGAGAAAUCCAAGGAACCCCGACAGCUUUGAAGUUGCAAGGUCUUGGCAAGCACGCACGUGUAGCAAUUCAAAGCCUGACAGCCACCAGCUAUUCGCGUGUUAUCGACAACAUUCGUGGCCGCCUCGCAGGACGUGCAUGGCUGUCCUUUCCUGAACGGAACAAGCUAUUGUUUGCAGAUGCUCGAUUCGACCCGAAGACGGAGCGGUCGUUGUUCUAUCACGGCCCAUCACUAGCUUAUGGCUAUGAGCGAUACAAGCAGCAACCGCAUCUGCAAGAACUAUACAUUCCUCCACAACCCAGCGCCCUAGACCAAGAGAUUGAUCUUUACAUGGAGCCGGCUCAUGUGUCGCACUACCGCGUUGGCUUUAUGUUCUUUUCACGCAAAGAGCCUGAUCGCUCCCGACGUCGACAACGUCGCAAAAAAAUUCGCGACAUCCGCACUCGGAAUGCUGUACAACCAGAAGACAUCCAAUUGUCGCAGACGUUUCAACUCAAAUCCAGCAAGGACCUGGCUGCCCUGCUGGCCAAGAAGCGCCGAACCAUGCCGACGGCCGUGGUUGGUGCAGUGGUGAAGGAUGACAAGAGUGCAACGCCGAAAGCAGCGGUCAAGGCUGCGGCCAGCAAAUCACCACUGGGUCCUCCCGCCAGCGUGCCCGGUGCCACUGGGGCACCGGGUGCUCCUGUGUCAGUAGCGGCUCCGCCACGGGGUAUCAUGGCCUCGCUGUUCCGAAAGAAAGAGGACAUGCGACAGCCCCGACCAGCGGCCAAAAUUCCAAGGCGCCCGCCCAAGCAGCUUGAGCGUGACGCAGAAGUCAACGUCAAUGCAGAGGAGUGGAAGAUUGAUGAAGAUUGGAUAUUGCUGCAAGCCGUGCGCACCCAUGUGCUGCCAUCCGGCCUCAUCAAUUGGAGCCUGGUUGCCAACGUCGUCAAUAUGUCCACCAGCUUUGCAGGCGUCCACCGAACGUCAGCACAAUGUCGAGAGCACUUCUUCAACGUUGUUUUACCACGCGAGGAAGGGCGCAGCGAAACAGAUGCUGCAGCACCUGCAGCCGCUACACCAGGCGACGACAAAAAGAAGUCCGCCAAACGCAAAAGCACGAAACGAGCCAAACGCGAGGAAAGCGAUGAUGCUGAGGAGGUGCUGGACACGCAAAACCUGUACGAAAACGACAAGCACAACACCGUGGCACAGUUUCACAAGUCGGCACUCAGCUCGAUUGUCAAGGCGGCACAAGCCAAGCGUGAGGUCAAAGUGCGCAAAGCAGAAACAACCAACAACUUUGAUAGCUUUCUGGCACAGCAGCACAUUUUGGAUGGUGCUGGCGCAACGCCGCAAAUCCUGGCUGCAGAACGUUUAGAGCGGCUAAAGCAAGAGGCGGUGCGCCGAGCUGCGGCAGCCACGGCAACUGCUGCUGCCGCCGCCGCCGCUGCAGCGGCCGCCGCCAACUCGACAAGCAGUACCAACGCUAGUGGCGCUACACCCAAUGGCGUAGCGAAUCAAUCAGCCACUGCCACAGCCCCCGCCAGUGGUAGCCUCACUACCACCGCCGCUUCAACGCAUGCUCGGGGCACCGUUGCCCCAAGCAUCGCUGGAGCAUCCACUACAAUGGCGCGCGGUGUGCCACGCUCUGGCGUCAUGCCCACCUAUACCCGCCAGGGUUCGAGUGCCCCCACGACGGCCACGUCCACGGCCAUGUCUUCGGCACCACAUCUCGUGCGUUCAAAUAGUGGCACAAUGCCGCCCACCUCGUCGGUGGCACACCGAGUAAGUGGAACCACGCGACCCGCCACCACUCAGCCAAUGACCAGCUCGCCCGGGAUGACCAUGGGAGGCACGCAAAUGUACGGACGUCGGGUGUCAGGAACUCCGUACAGCAAUGCCGCGUAUAUCAAUUCUCCCACGGGCAUGCCGUCGCGCAUGACGCCUGUGAGCCACGCUGGGCACGGCAUGCCCCAGCUUUCCGUGCCCGCCAACCGAGCAGCCAUGUCGACACAAAUUCUGCACCAAAUUCAGGCCCGUACCACGGACAUGAGCUUCAAGCUGAUGGCUGAUCGCAUUCACAGUGAUGUCAACAAGAGUGAAGACGUUAAGGUCUCUGAAUUGAACGGGCUGCUCAGCAAGGUGGCACCUCAAGUUUCACAGCAGUAUUCACAACAGCAAGCACGCCUUCAGCAGCUGCAGCUGCAGCAGCAACAGCAGCAGCAGCUCCAGCUCUCUUUGGCAACCUCUACGGCGACGUCUGGCGCCGCGACCACCUCGUCCGCGUCCGCACCGAGCUCAACUGCUUCGGCGACACAACAGCAACCGCUGCAAACCACUGCUCAGAGCACGCUGGGAACAUCUGUCGCCAGUGGCUCGAGCGGCGUCGGUCAGGUUCCACGGUCAACUGCAGGCCUAGUACAGCCCGUGACAAGCCACGCCCAACAACAGCAGCAGCUACAUCAAGCACAGUAUCAACGACAACAGCAGCAACAGCGUGCGCACGCCAUGCAGCAGGCGCAGCUACAACAAGCUCGGCAACAACAGCUCUACUCCCAACAACAGCAGCAGCAGAUGCAGCAGCAGAUGCAGCACAAGCAGCAGCCAGGCACUGUACAGGCGCAACCAACGGUGUCUCAGGCCCAAGCACCACCGCGUCAGACAAUGCCUCAGACACUGGUACAGCAACAACAACCGCAACCACAAGCAGCCCCCCAGCAACCACAAGCGUCUGCGGGCAGCGGCGCCCCUCCUGCGAGUGGUGCUGCAUGA